Molecule: messenger RNA, 678 nt
Organism: Triticum aestivum (bread wheat)
Lineage: Eukaryota; Viridiplantae; Streptophyta; Magnoliopsida; Poales; Poaceae
Product: protein FD-like
Exons: 2
Coding region: 100-678 (192 amino acids)
Biological process (GO): positive regulation of DNA-templated transcription
Cellular component (GO): nucleus
Molecular function (GO): DNA-binding transcription factor activity
Source: RefSeq, a predicted model, not a curated record
UUGACUUGCUUCGAUCCAUUCCAUCCACUCAACUCAAGGAAGAUCUACUGUACUCCCUCCCAUACUAGCCGAGGUUCGUUGGGUAGGAUAAGAUCAUCGAUGGAGGAGGUGUGGAACGACAUGUCGCUGUGCUCCACCCCGCUCGCGCUACAGUCGUACCACCUCCACUCCCCGGCCGCCGCUCCCUACCGCGGCGCCGCUGUCUACCCCCAGGACUACCUGGCCGGCGCGCCCCGCACGCCGCCGUCUCACACGGCGCUCACCCUGGAGUUCACCUGCCCCGGGGGGACCGGCGCUGCCAACACGGCCACCAGCUCCGGCGACGACCCAGCCGGCUGCCACUUUGGCUUCUCCGCGUCCGGAGGCGGCACCAGGAGGGCCGUGGUCCAGCCGGCGCCGGCGGUGGGCGGCGACCGGCGGCAGCGCCGGAUGGUCAAGAACCGGGAGUCGGCGGCGCGGUCGCGGGCGAGGAAGCAGGCCCACACCAAUGAGAUGGAGCUGGAGCUGGAGCAGCUGCGCCGGGAGAACAGGAUGCUUAUCCAGCGCGAGCAGGACUUCAUCAACGAUCGCUUGGCGAAAGCGGCGCAGGUAGCCGUCCCCGACUGCAGCAGCAGCAGGAGGAACACUAGUAGUACCCUCCAGCAGCAGCAGAGGUGCCGCUCCGCCCCUGCACCAUGA